UUAAAAAAUCGUACCUAUUUAUUAUAAGUUCUCAUAUCUAAACAUACAUUAUGACCCCUUAAUCUAGGAUUAUUGAAACAGGAACCACACAUUACUACAGGAAGUUCGUAGGUGAUUAAAAGCAGUUUAAUAAAUAUUAAAUGUGCUCAUACUAAAAGAUUUCUACAAUUAACACGUAAAAACUGGGCACUUUUUUAUCCUGCAAUGUAAUUUUAUCAUUUUGGUUAAAUUUUACAUGAACACAAAAAAGAAUCUACCAACAACUAGAACAACUCAUGUGAAGAAACCUGAAUAAGAAAGUUUGCACUGUGGAGAAAAUUAAUUAUGACGAAACUUCGUAUUUUAUACCAGGAGAAAAUAUCAUAGUAUUUGAACCAAAAUACAAUGCGUCAGAAAAAGACAAUCGUACCUCUAUGUAUUGGAAUAUUUGGAUUUUUGCUCUUUGUGGUCAGUGGCAUAAUUUACUGCCAGACAUUUAAACCUAGUAACAACAAUGAAGCAUUGGAUAGACACAUUAGGUUCAAGAGAGAUGUUAAUAAUGUAAAUUCAUCUGAAAUUCUGAAAAUCAGAAAUAUUCAGCAAAAUUUUUCUGGGAAUUAUUCAACUAAUGCAAGUCACUUUUCCACAACUGAAGGUAAAAACGAAGACAUUUUGAAUGCUAAAUCUUCAAAUGAACCUAUUGCUGAACCAGAAACUACACCUGAGUCUUCAGCACAAUCUGUAAAUAACAAUGAAACUGUGUUGUAUAUAAAUAGUACAACUGAACCUAAGUCAGAACCAGAAACUACAUCUGAACCUAAGUCAGAACCAGAAACUACAUCUGAACCUAAGUCAGAACCAGAAACUACAUCUGAACCUGAAUCAGAACCAGAAACCACUUCUGAACCUAAGUCAGAACCAGAAACUACAUCUGAACCUAAGUCAGAACCAGAAACUACAUCUGAGCCUCAAUCAGAACCAGAAACUACAUCUGAACCUAAGUCAGAACCAGAAACAACUUCUGAACCUAAAUCAGAACCAGAAACAACAUCUGAACCUAAGUCAGAACCAGAAACAACAUCUGAACCUAAGUCAGAACCAGAAACUACAUCUGAACCUAAAUCAGAACCAGAAACCACUUCUGAACCUGAAUCAGAACCAGCAACCACUUCUGAACCUAAGUCAGAACCAGAAACUACAUCUGAACCUAAAUCAGAACCAGAAACCACUUCUGAACCUGAAUCAGAACCAGAAAUCACUUCUGAACCUAAAUCAGAACCAGAAACGACGUCUGAACCUAAAUCAGAACCAGAAACAACUUCUGAACCUAAGUCAGAACCAGAAACCACUUCUGAACCUAAGUCAGAACCAGAAACAACAUCUGAACCUGAAUCAGAACCAGAAACAACAUCUGUACCUGAAUCAGAACCAGAAACCACUUCUGAACCUAAGUCAGAACCAGAAACAACAUCUGAACCCGAAUCAGAACCAGAAACAACAUCUGAACCUGAAUCAGAACCAGAAACAACUUCUGAACCUGAAUCUGAACCAGAAACUACUUCUGAACCUGAAUCAGAACCAGAAACUACAUCUGAACCAGAACCUGAAACUGAACCUGAAUCUGAAUCUUUUCCUGAACCUGUUCCACAAUGGGACAUAGCUAUGAAGGAAUACAAGUGGGGUUGGGACUUUCUUGUUUACUUAUUUGGUGUAAUAUUCUUACUUCUUGGAUUAUACAGUGUUUAUAAUAUUAUACGAUUGUGGCGUAUUGAACAUUUACUCAGUAGGAAUUAUUUUGUGACAUUGAAUGUUUUAGUCACACUUCAGUGCUUGCUGAGAGGACUGUACCUUGUGAUAGAUGCUCACAACAGGAAUGGAACAUUUCCCAUGAUUGUGAACUAUUUUCUUUACAGUACUGCAUAUCCAUGCUUGACAUCUGCUUUUAGUAUUUUAUUCUAUGCCCUGUUGCUGGCAACACGGGUUCAAGUGGUCUCUACAAGAAUACAGAAACUUUCGUUACUUAUUGGAAUUAUAACAUUUCAUUUCGCGCUGUCCAUCACUACAUCUGUCAUAGUUGGAUUAUUCUUCAGUGCUCAAGUAUUGCUGUUAGUAUGUCAAUUUUUCUAUGUCAUUUGGGGCACUGUUUUAUUCAUAGGAUAUUUUCAUAUAUUCAACAAAUUAAGAUUAGCAGCUAUGUUUCGAAAUAAAAAUUCUGCAAGUAUAUACAAAGCAAGUUUUGCAAGUAAAGAUGGCAAAACUAGUGGCAGAUCUAUGAAGAAGAAAAGUAAAAAUAGAUACACUUUAAAUACAUCUGUGAAAAUAACAUUUGCUGCUGCAGUUUUUGGAUUACUUUGUGUAAUGUUAGAAGUGUACGGAAUAUUCGGCGUUUAUAGACUUUAUAUUGAUAGCCACAUUCCAGAGCCAUGGCCAUUCUUUUCUUAUCAGUUUUUGUUACGAUUUGUAGAAUUUUUGAUGUGUUGCCUCAUGGUAUAUGUUGCAUCACAACCAAUCAUGAUUCGUAGAAGAAGCUCAAAUAAAACAUUUUCUACUGUUACUGGAAUGUUCAAACGUUUAUUUUGUGUUCCUCAGGAAGAAAAGUUAAUUGACUCAGAACCUAGUUCUGCAGCAAACUCUCAUGCUUUAGUGCGUAGCGAUGAUUUUGACAAAAAGCAUACUGUAGUUAAUUUUGAUAUCAAAAGUGAAGAAAAACAUUGUCCUAUGAAAAAAGAGCAAUCUCAUCUAGUAAUAAGGGAUGGUGUUGUUCGAUUUAAAGCUGAAGAUGAUAGUGUGACUGGUUCUGAAGUUGGAACCAGUUUACCAGAUUUAAUACAUGGUACUAUGAUAAAUGAAAAACGUAAUUCUGUUUCUAGUGAUACGGGUAUUUCUAACAAAGGAUAUAAAGAGAAUGCCGUAGAAAGUGCACAAAAACUUCAUCGAUGUGAUACUGAACCGUCAGAAAAUUUCAAACGCAGCAUUGACUUUGAAAAAAUGAGUGUUGGUACUUUUGGUACUGAUAUAACAAGACCAUUAUCCUCUAUAAAUUUGACUCACAGUUUAGAGUGGGAGUUUGAACAGGCAUAUGAAAGAAGCUUUAUACAUAAUUCAGGAUCUACAAGAAGCUUGCCAAGUGAUCUCUCAGCAUGUAGUUCAGGAAAUUGUAACAGUUUACUUUUAAAAGAGGUUUCACCUCUUCAGAACAGAAGUAAUUCAAUGUUUUCAUAUGAAGAAUCAGAGGCAGCCAUUUAUAAUGAUUCUUCAUCCAAAAAGCCUUUAAUCAAAAAGUCAAAUGAAUCUUCAACAGACAGAAAUAUUGAUGAUGAUACUAAAUUAUGAUUUAUAUUUUAUAGUAGAUAAUCAAUUCAAAUGUGUUCAUAUUUGUUACAUAACUUGUAUAAGGCCUUAUAUGAUUUUUGUGACAACUCUCAGUGUUCAUCUUUUGUCUUUUUUUUCUCAUAUUUUUUCACUUGCAUCAUAAAAGACAAUCAUUCAUCUAUGAUUUUGUAGAAAAUUAAAACUUGAUAUGGCAAAAAUGUUCUUUUAUUAUUCAAUUAAAGAUAAACCAGUAAACAUGGUGCUAGAACUCUUUUCUCUUGUAUAUUAAAACAGAUUUUUUUUAAAUCUUAAUUUCUAUACUUUAAGCAUUGAUUCUUCAAGAUUUUUUUUUUGUUCAGUUGAUAAAAUUUCUAUACAUCUGCUUUGAAAGAAUAAGUAGACAAUGUUAAUAUUUAAUUUUGUGUGUGCCUAUUAUUGAUUGUACAUUUACUGAUUAUACAUUUUUCAGUUUAACAGAAAUAAGAGUAUUAUUUUUUUCUCAAAAUCAUAUUGGUGCCACAAUUGUUAUUUGCUUAAGUACAAAAAUAAAUAAAAGAAAUUGGAGAAUUGUCUCCCUUUCGUACUGAUGAAAAUAUAUGGAAGAUUUAUCUCCCUUUAGUAAGAAUUUUAAAAAUAAUGAAUGAUUAUCCCACCUCAUCUGAUCAAAUGCUUAUUCUACAUAUAAGCAUGUCAGGAAUUAUAUAUAUUAUUUAGAUUUGAUAAGAUAAUGCAAAUAAGAUAUAGUUUUCAAAUAUUGUAAUUCAAUUGCAUGUAUUAUAUAAAAUUGUAUUUAAUUAUUGAACUGAUCCACAGAAAACAUGCAAGUAUCUCAGAAUGCCAUUUCAAAUAUAUAUACUAGUCAACGUAUAUUUUUUGUUUAUUGCAAUCGUUACAUUAGUGAAAACUAAGGUUAAGUGAAUUUAAUUUGAAGUGACCAGCAAUCCUGGAUGCUGCAAAAAUAGUAUUGACAAUUGUUUUGUAAAAUUUGUACAAAAUGUAUUUUGUAAAAUUUAGACUACUUCAUUUUUUGACAAAUGGUAUGCACACAAACAAAUAGAAAGACAUCUAUAGAUCAAGGUGCAGACUUCAACAAUGGUGUCAAUCACACAAUGUAAUAUGUCAUGUUUGUUGUGUGAACCCUAUUUUCCCUUUUCUAUUCAAAAACAAAAUUUCAGCAGCAAUCUUUUAAUGACCAGUCUUAGGUUCACAUUUUGCUUUGCUUUUUUUUAAAAGCAACUAGUUUUUGACUUUUUCAGUGUAUUUACAUGUAUAUAUAUGUGUUCAAAUAUACUGUUGAUUCAUAUCUUUUAUGAGGUACAUAUUUUUACUAGGUUUUUCUUGGGUAAGGAUGAAACACAAUUUCAAGCAAUUAAUAGAUAAGUUUUAAAAAAAUGUUAAAAGAACGAAAAUAAGUUAUCAACAAAAAUUUAAUUUUCCUCAAUUGACAAAAAUGCUACCUACAAAACAUUAAUCCACAAAAAGGUAGCUAUGCCAGUAAAUCUAAUGAAUUUAUAUUCAUGGUUGUAGUUCAUCUACCAUGUUAACUACAGGGCCUGAAGUUGUAGUGAAAGUUAGGUAAAAAUGUACUUGAGUAAAGUUGAGAUUCACAAAUGUUUACCUUAACUUAUUGAGUUCAUAUAUGUGUAUAUUGUUUUAAAGUUUUGUACACAAUCUAUUUGUAAUCCAUAAAUUUUCUUAUUUAAGUUUUAUAUUACAAAUAUAUUUUUUGGUUGCUUCAUGAGCUUUAUCUUUAUUUCUAUUGCCCUAUAUCAUAUUUUUCUUCUCCUGACAGUUAUUUUAGUAAUUUUAAAUAUUCAAAUAUGAAAAUUUAACAAUCUAGUGAGGUGAAAUAUGGUAUCACAUUUGUUCAGUGAUAGGACCUAUAAGUACUUGUCAGUUUUUUAUAGAAAAAAGCAAAUAAUAUUUAAUGAUGAAGUCUGUAUUUUGUGUGCACAAAAAUCUUUUAUUUUUAUACUUCCUAGUUCAGUGUUUUAGAGACAGACUUUUUAAGGACUUUUCUAUUAAAAUUAAAUUACUAUAACAGUUCAGAAAUGCAUGCAAUGUCAUCAUGGUCAUACUACUGCUAAUAGGCCUCUUAAAAAUCAAAACUGACUUAACAACUUUUGAUCGUGUUGAUAGCAUUAUUUGUAUAUAUUUUGACAUCACUAUAGUUUUAUUUCACACUUUUUUAUUUUUCAAUGAUGCAAUGAUCAAUUUGUGCAAAUGUUUCUGAAUUUAUGAUAAGAAUUUUACCACAAAGAUUUUGAUAAAUCCAUGAUUUUUUUAGCAUUCACUGAUACAAGGCUAAUUUGGCCUUUUGUUUUAUUUCCUUAUUACUAUUUAUUUGGUGCUGAUAUUUAAGUUUAUAUUUUUAUUAUUGUUUACAUGAAAUAAAACUGUAUGAAGAAUAA
This is a messenger RNA of Mytilus trossulus (common blue mussel), 5702 nucleotides long. RefSeq names its product proline-rich transmembrane protein 4-like. The record is from RefSeq and is a predicted model, not a curated record. The transcript has 2 exons. Lineage: Eukaryota; Metazoa; Mollusca; Bivalvia; Mytilida; Mytilidae. Bases 385 to 3312 code for a protein of 975 amino acids.